This is a messenger RNA of Hippocampus comes (tiger tail seahorse), 2415 nucleotides long. Its product is annotated as Ig-like V-type domain-containing protein FAM187A. The transcript is spliced from 6 exons. The record is from RefSeq and is a predicted model, not a curated record. Lineage: Eukaryota; Metazoa; Chordata; Actinopteri; Syngnathiformes; Syngnathidae. Bases 297 to 1574 code for a protein of 425 amino acids.
ACUGUUGUCCUUAUUUUGAUAUUAUAGCAUCUUUGUAGGAAGAAAAAAACGAAUGACAGAAGUAUGACGUCCUCGGUGAACGACGAGUAGUCAUGACGACACGCAGGCAGACGUCAUGUUACCGACAAAGUCGGAUGUAGGAGAUUUUAUAGAUACCGCCGCAUCUUGUGUGGUCUAGCUGACAGUCAGGGGGGAAAAAGAGUCCAUACGAUGUUGUUAAAUUUGAGACACCACUCACACUGAAAGGUCUUGGUCAGUUGAAAAGAAGCCUGACCCUCUCCAAGAGAGGCCUGUGCAUGUCUCCGCUCUUCAUCCUCCUCCUCCUCCUCUUCGCCGAGGCGUGGAGCUACGAGGCUCCCAAAGACAAGCAGGAUGUGUUUGCAAAAAAAGCCUGUCCAGCAUUCCUGAUCUUCUUCAACACCGCCUACCAGGCAGGAGCAACGGUGGAGCUGCCUUGCCACUGCAAACCGGAAGUGGUCCAAUCGGUGGUUUGGUUCUUCAGGAAGCACCAGUCUGACUCAGAAGAGACCAGAGCCCUGUCCGAUUACAAUGGGAACAAGCUGCUGGAGUCCAAUCAAAUUACCCACAGCGGUGACCUGCGGAGUCGCUUCACAAUUCGUCUCUUCAGCCUGCUGAUCUUUCGAACGGCUGUUGACGACUCGGGUAUCUAUAUCUGCGGGUCAGCCAAGGGAGACUACUUUUAUGCCUACGAUCUCGACAUCCAAGAGGUGCAGGAGCUCAGCUUCACGUCAAGGCUGACUUCUGAAAGUAUGAGCAACCCAAUAAAAGACAUAAGAGGACCAAGGUCUGGUCAGCCGCUCUACCAAGUUUUCACGGCUUUCCGUCCAUGGUCACGUUGCGAUCGCUGUGGCAUGCAGGGUGAGCAGGUCCGAGUGGGGCUCUGCUACGUCCGUUCCCGGUUCCUGCACGUCCGUUACACGCGGCUCAAUCGGACUGUGGUGUCCUGCGGCUCAGGGGCGGUGCCUCAGGCAUUCAGCCACCUGAAGGGAAACAGAGCUGGAGCCAGACUGGAGGUCAGAGGCUGCAAUGUGACUUGUCCAACGGAAGCGCCUCCCACUUCCAAAUCGGAUAAAAUGACUGUUACGGGUAACAGUUCUGAUUCCAUGACGAAGCAGGUGAUGCAGGUUUCUUACCUAAACCACCCAGCAGACCAUAUCCUGACCCUCGGCUGCCCGGAGGCCCGGCCAUACAUGGCCGUGGCGUGGGACAGAGGAUCCAAACCCAUUUAUCGUUCACAAAGUUUGGUAGAUGGGAAUGCAGGCGUCAUGUCUCGGAGGAUUCAUAUUGAUGCUGGACAUCAUCUGGUCUUCACCCCUGCUCAACGUGAGGAUUCAGGUGUCUACUACUGCUGGCUGAGGGGACGCCGAGUGGCUGAGAUAAACCUGCUGGUCUACCCCCAUUUUAAACGGGGCAUGUCGGUCACAUCAAAUCCAGACUUGCCCUUGGCUUUGCAGAUAGUUUUAAAAUCGUAUGCCGCCAUGACGGCGGUGUUUUGCCUCCUGAUCUUGCUUCGAGUCUGCAUUAGACACCUGCGGAGUGGCACAUUGAGGUGAAACUUGGUUGUUUAUAUUUUAUUUGUACAGAAUAAAAUCAAGUUUCGAAAGACAUUCCUGAAAGAGAAAGUAAUAUCUCAUUCCCUCCAAAGACCACAGUAAGCACACGAAACAUAAACAUACAAAAAAAUAAUCUCAAAGAAUGGAUCUUUGUUAAACUACCUCUGCCAGUGACAUACAAUGGUAGUCUUCCAGUCUGUGCUGUCCUUUCGAUGAUCUCAUUCCUGAUUCUGCCCAUCCUCAUCACUCACAGAGAAUCUCGGCAUUUUCAGCUCUACCACCACGAGCUCUCAUCCCUUCAUUGCAACAUCUCCAAACUAUAUGGCUGAUCCCCGUAGUGUCCUAUAAACCUUUCCUUUCUUCUCCCUUAACUCUCUUUUUCACCUCUCCUCCACACUCAACUUUGCUCUGAACAGUUCAUCCCAAGUGCUUAAACUCCUGUUCCGUCUCCACCUCGACUCCUUUUAACCUUUCAUUGCACUCGCUUUUAUUCGCACGUGUACUCAGUCUUGCUGUAACUAACCUUCGUUCCUCGUCUCUCCAGUGCAUAUUCCACCUGCUCCCUCUUCUCACUGCAGAUUACGGUGUCAUCUGCAAGCAUCAGUACAGAAGAUGCCUUUCUGACCCAACCUGUCACUGUCAACCUGUCUGUCACCAUAUCAAACAAGAAGGGGCUCAGGUUUGAUCCUUGAUGUCGUCUUUCUUCACCUUCAAGUGUUCUGCCACUCCAGCGGUCCACUUUCCCACUGUCUUUCUUCUCAUAUGUGACCUGAACUCUUUUAACAUCCAUUUUGUAAUCCGCUUAUCCUCAUGAGGGUCGUGGGCGUGCUGGAGCCUAUCC